Tilletiopsis washingtonensis is the source of this 896-nucleotide messenger RNA. Its product is annotated as proteasome endopeptidase complex, beta subunit. Gene Ontology annotation, cellular component: proteasome core complex. Lineage: Eukaryota; Fungi; Basidiomycota; Exobasidiomycetes; Entylomatales. The record is from RefSeq and is a predicted model, not a curated record. Bases 106 to 885 code for a protein of 259 amino acids. The transcript has 5 exons.
ACCUCUCCACCUCUCUCGCUCGCCAUCCCGCAUCUCCCUGCUGCCUCAUCUCGUCGCGCAUCGCCUCUCUCUUCCCGUACCUUUGCACCUCCCACACGGCCCAGCAUGGCCGGCCUCGGGCAGACAUGGUCGUCGCAGCCGUACCUCGACCACGUCUCGGCACCAGCGCAGCUCGACGCCUUUGACCUGGCUCGUCAGCACACGCAACAGCCAAUCGUCACGGGCACGUCGAUCCUCGGCGUGCGCUUCAGCGGCGGCGUCAUGCUCGCCAGCGACACGCUGGCGUCGUACGGCAGCCUGGCGCGCUUCAUGGACGUGCGCCGCCUGCGCGAGGUCGAGGAGAGCAACGCCAUCAUCGGCGCGAGCGGCGACAUGGCCGACUUUCAGUACCUCAUGCACCAGAUCGACAAGGUCGGCAUCCGCGAGUCGACGUCUGGCGAUGCGCACGCCCUCUCGCCCUCGCAGCUGUACGCCUACCUGACGCGCGUCAUGUACGCGCGGCGCUCCAAGGUGGACCCGCUGUGGAACUCGCUCGUCAUCGGCGGCGUCGACCGGCGCUCGGGCGUGCCGUUCCUCGGCUACGUCGAUCUGCUCGGCGUCACGUACGAGAGCGCCACGAUUGCCACGGGCUUCGGCAUGCACCUCGCGCAGCCGCUCUUGCGAAAGGCGGUCGAGGGACGAGAGGAGACGCUGAGCCAACAAGAGGCAGAGGAGAUUCUGAAGGAGGCCAUGAAGGUGCUGUUCUACCGCGAUGCGCGCUCGAUCAACCGCUUCCAAAUCGCCACCGUCACAAAGGAGGGCACGCACAUCUCGGAGCCGCAGAGCGUGCAGACGCAGUGGGGCUUUGCCGAGGGCCUGCGCGGGUAUGGUCCGCAGGUGCAGUAGGGGAGAGGGCG